This is a messenger RNA of Corythoichthys intestinalis (scribbled pipefish), 9318 nucleotides long. Its product is annotated as serine/threonine-protein kinase WNK2. Lineage: Eukaryota; Metazoa; Chordata; Actinopteri; Syngnathiformes; Syngnathidae. Gene Ontology annotation, molecular function: potassium channel inhibitor activity; ATP binding; protein serine/threonine kinase activity. The transcript has 29 exons. The record is from RefSeq and is a predicted model, not a curated record. Gene Ontology annotation, biological process: negative regulation of sodium ion transport; intracellular signal transduction; positive regulation of potassium ion import across plasma membrane. Gene Ontology annotation, cellular component: cytoplasm; cytosol. Bases 684 to 7493 code for a protein of 2269 amino acids.
CCUGGUUAGCAGGGGCGUGGCCGGCCGCGGAGCCCAACGAACGUGGGCACCGGUCGGCUUCGAUUCUCACGCCGUCGCCGCUGAACCUCAACGACCUCAGAGAGAUGACGAGAAGUACAUUUCUCAACGGACACGUCGUGUAUCGGCAUUGAAAGCGUCGAUGUUUGCCAAAGCGGCCGGGGAGGAGGACUAGAGAUUUGCCGAGGAGGACCAUUAGUUGAUGCAUCCAAAAUGAGCCUUUCCGUUUUUCCUUCUCCGUGGGUGACACGCCUGUUCGCUCCGGGAUUGAAACACACUUGAAGCUACCUACGUAGACGCCCAAAAAAAAAACAAAAAAAAAACAAGAGGAUGCGUGGCCUUUUAAAUCGCACAUUCGGUUGCAAUUAACUGGUUAAUUUGCCUUUUGUUGGCUUCGCUGAUGUUGAGGAGGAUGAGGAUGGUGGUGGUGGUGAUGAUGAUGGUACCGCCCGCCGUUAGCAUCCGCUAAAAGCUCUUCUUUUUGCCGAGAACAAGUACUUGGAUUGAAUCUCAUGUGUUCCAUCCAUGCCAGUGCUGUUGAAGUGUCGACUGGCUACCUGCGUGACCGAGCUGAAGUUGCUAGUGUUCGUCUGUGCUGCCCGUUGGCAAGCCCGUCCAUGGCAAGUGUGACUUACAAACCUAAGUGACACGAGUCUUGAAUCGGCAUGGAGAACGAUGCUCAUCUUAACACGGAGGAGUGCCCGCAAGCCAACUGUCCGCCUGUUUCGCAGAAUGAACUGCAAAUAAGCACGUGUGACGCCACAGACAAUGCACGCCUCAUCGGCUUGGUGGCGAAAGGUGGCAGUGACCCUUCUUCUACUUAUCAGAAGAUUACACGGCAGCGUUUCAUCAGGAGAAGCCUGUGGUUCUCAGACACAGAUGAGCAGGCCUCAGAGGCCUCGGAAUGUGAUCGCCCGCAAACGGUAGCUGGCAGGAAGCGAGGUGCGAGUGGUGGCAUACAGGAGGACGUUGGCACCGAAAGUCACGGUGGGCCAAAACAUGACGUGAAAGAAAGCACCAGAAUUGAUGAGGAAAAGGCGAAGAGCAGAGGAGAUGCACUUAACGCCACGUGCACUGAUGGCGGUAAAAGCACCAUCAAGGCAGCGAGUGAGGAGACCGAGGAAGAGGCGGGGAUGAAGGCCGUUUCCACCUCCCCAGGGGGACGCUUCCUCAAAUUUGACAUCGAGCUUGGGAGGGGCUCCUUUAAGACCGUCUACAAAGGCUUGGAUACGGAAACCUGGGUGGAGGUUGCCUGGUGCGAGCUACAGGAUCGUAAGCUGUCAAAAAUGGAACGUCAGCGCUUCAAGGAAGAAGCUGAGAUGUUAAAAGGUCUCCAACAUCCAAACAUAGUCCGCUUUUAUGACUUUUGGGAGUCUCCACUCAAAGGAAAGAAGUGCAUUGUUUUGGUAACUGAACUCAUGACAUCAGGGACUCUUAAAACUUAUCUGAAGCGUUUCAAAGUUAUGAAGCCCAAGGUGCUGAGAAGCUGGUGCAGGCAGAUCCUGAAAGGCCUUCACUUCCUCCACACCAGAACUCCUCCUAUUAUCCACAGGGACCUCAAGUGCGAUAACAUUUUCAUUACUGGCCCAACAGGCUCUGUCAAGAUCGGUGAUUUAGGCCUGGCAACGCUAAAGGCGGCCUCUUUUGCAAAGAGCGUCAUUGGAACUCCUGAGUUUAUGGCUCCAGAGAUGUAUGAGGAGCACUAUGACGAAGCUGUGGAUGUCUAUGCCUUUGGCAUGUGUAUGCUUGAAAUGGCCACAUCCGAAUAUCCCUACUCAGAAUGUCAGAAUGCUGCACAGAUUUACCGAAAAGUCACAAGUGGAGUUAAGCCUGCCAGUUACAACAAAGUCGUGGAUCCCGAAAUUAAAGAGAUUAUUGGCGAGUGCAUCUGCCAAAAGAGAGAAGAGCGAUACUCCAUCAAAGACCUCCUGAACCACGCCUUCUUUGCGGAGGACACGGGGGUGAGGGUGGAGCUCGCUGAGGAGGAUGACGGUCAAAAGACCUCCAUCGCCCUUAAACUGUGGGUGGAGGACCACAAGAAAUUAAAAGGGAAAUAUAAGGAGAGUGGAGCCAUUGAAUUCACGUUUGACCUGGAGAAGGAAGUCCCUGAGGGGGUAGCACAAGAGAUGGUGGAGUCUGGAUUCUUCCACGAAAGUGACGUGAAGACUGUAGGAAAAUCAAUUCGGGACCGUGUGGCGUUAAUCAAAUGGAGAAGAGAAAGAACAGUGCUGUCUACUUCUCAAAUGGACGGUGGACAUGGAUUCCACAUGGCAACUUCUCAAAGCUUGGCUUCUCAGGAGGCGCACGCAGGACGGCCCUCUUUGCUUGAACCGCCAGCAGAUGUUGACCAGCAAAAUCAGCAACGUACACUGCCAGCCAGUUUCACUUCAGUGACAUCAGAUGGCACUUUCGACAGUGGCAAGGGCUCCACUGUGUACUCGGAUUCUCACAGCAGCCAGCAGAGCGUCCUCUAUCAGUCCCUACUGGAGCCCAUCACUAUGGCAACACAGCAGGCCAAUUCUGUAGGGCACCAGACUCAAUCGGCAGAGCAUCAAUAUCUCAAACCUGGCCACAGUUACCCUGCUCCUCCAUAUCCGUGUCAGCCCAAUGUCACAUCACUAAGUCAGGCUACUUCCUGUACGGUCAACACCCAUCCUAUAGCCACUGGUUGUAACCAAACGAGUAUUUCAGCAGCAGCUGGGCCACAACAUGUUUCGCAGUGUUACCAGAUGCAAGGUCAGCAACCACAACAAGCGACUUUUGACCGUGUCUCCUCGGUCCAGCAACAGACUUACACUGUGUCGGCUUAUCAGCCAGCAGCGCAGUCAGAACCAAUUUGCCCAGUUGCCCAGUGUCAACUGGUGCACACUUCCACCGGUGCUUCACUGCUUCCAUCUGGGGCCGAAUUGCCCAAACAGCAAACUGGAUUGCUUCUUGAUAGCCAGCAGAUGCCUAGUAAACAAGAUCACCAACCAAACUUGAUGGAGAAUGGUCAAGGCACACAAAAUGGAAUACAAAUGUGCACUCAGACACAACUCCAGAGUGUAUGCCAGCAAAUAUCACAGCCUCCUUUCCAUUCUCAAAGUCUUCAGUGUGCUAGUCAACAGGAAGUACUCACGCCAGUUCCUCAGCAGCAAAACCACAUACUGGUGCAGAUGGCGCUUCCACAGUCCAGCCAGGAUGCGUCCCAGUCUGUGGUGCAGCAGGACCAGUCCGUGAGCACAAAUCACCAGUAUUCUUCAACUAGUUUACCUGAUGCCACUUUCAUACGCUCUGCAGUCAGUGCAAUUCCUGCUCAGGGUCAGUUCCUCCCUGGGCAGUCAUCUACAACGCCGCAGACCUACGCAGGAGUUUCCCAGGUUCUGAGUCCGAGCCUUUUGGUCUCCUCACAACAUAGCCAAGCUACUCAAAUGACUACACAGCAUAUGCCAUUGUUUGGAAAAGAUGGGUUGAAUCAAGGACCGAAUCAUCUACAGCCAGUGUGCAAUUUCCCAACCCAGCCAAUGUGUGGUCAACAGCCUCUCACGGAAACAGAUGUACGUCAGCAGAUUCAGCCACUUCAAAUUUCAACCACAAUGUCACAACCACCAGUAGCACAGUCUUCCCAGUACCCUUCUGUCCAGGUGAUGGCAGCUGUUACUGACUGCGAAUCCUCCUACCCCCCCACACAAACUGCCUCUCACUCUACAGCACCUUCUGUCAACCAUGUCUUCCUUUCUCCUCACCACACUCUCCCCAUGACCCCUUCUGUGUCUCCACUUUCCCCAGUUCACAUUGAAAAUGUGUUAGUUCCAUCCAUCCCAGUGUUGCUCAAACCACCACCUUCACCUGUCCUUAAUAUCACACCACUACACGCAUGUCCAAAUGAUCAGGCCACUGUUGCUCUACAGCAGGGCGUCCGAGACACCUUUUUCUCAGAGCCCUCAUUUGUGUCAGCUCCAAGCACACAUCCCAUAUAUGCACACACCGCCCUCUCGCCGAACACACACCCAACCACAAACGGCAGCGCUCAUAUGCAGCAGAUCCCUCAGAAGGUGAUGGCCAGCCAACCUGACCUUGUCCAGAUGACCCUUAUAUCGCAGUCCACACACUUCUCCACACCUGCAAAGAACACCUCAGACCAGACAUUAAUUGUCGGUGCUGGCCAGUCAGAAAAGGAAAUUCAGAUUCCAUCUCUUCAUCCCGCAGAGUCUCAUAGAGCAUCUUGUGGAUCUGCAAGUUCCAGUCUGGCACAGCAGCAGUUCAGCACUGUAACAGGAGAUGCGUGUCUAACUGAGGCAAACACAGACGAUCAAGCUGUAGAAAAACACACUGGUGGUCAGAGCUAUGACAGUGUCAACUCUGAUGCCACAUCAGGGAAAGAGAUGAGCGAUGGCUGUGAUGGUCCACAUGGAAGUAAAUGCCAGAGUAAAAUCCGCAAACACCACCGCAGGUCGACGCGCACUCGGUCUCGUCAAGAGAAGACGAGCAGGCCAAAGCUCAGUAUGCUAAAUGUCUGUAACACAGGGGACAAGAUGGUGGAGUGCCAACUGGAAACGCACAAUCAAAAAAUGGUUACAUUCAAAUUUGACCUGGAUGGUGAUGCGCCUGAAGAGAUUGCUACAUACAUGGUGGAGAAUGAUUUCAUCCUACACUUGGAAAAAGAAGUGUUCAUUGAACAGCUCAAGGAUAUUGUAGAUAAGGCUGAGGACUUGCUGAGUGAGGAUACAGAGGCUGAGAAGAAUUCUGACCAGGCAAGCAGUCCCAUGAGUGAAGGAGCUGGCACGGUGGUUGCCGAGGGAAUGAAGUCGUGUGCCCCCAGCAGUCCACAGCCAGUCUACCAACAAAACGUACUUCAUACUGGCAAGCGCUGGUUCAUCAUCUGCCCAGUGGCUGAUCGGGAAUGCGAAAAAUCUACCUCUCUGUCAGUCAAAGCCAACAGCAGCACGCCUGUAGUGUCAAAUGCUGUUCAGUCUGUGUCUUCGCAAGGCCCUCUUCAAGACCAAAAGGCCACCCUGGUUAAUGUCCAGCUUUCAGACUGUGUCAUCCAAGAAAAAAGCAAAGUUGUAGGCCAAAAUGAGAGCAUUUCCGUUGAAGAAGCUUGCAUCUCAGCUGCGUCCAUCGUGAGUGACAUCCCAUGCUGUGCUUUCACACCGCCAGUCUCAUUGGACGUGAAUGAUGCCGACAAGGCGGAGGUCAAUGCUUCAGUCAUGCUAGCCAGUCAUCCCGAUCAGAAGGCCAGUCCCACUGGAGAAGGCUCCCUCCAGCAGGCCGCUCAGCAGUCAGUGGUUCUCCAGCAACCCUACCCGGCACCGAUACUGCCAGCAUCGCUCUGUUCCCAACCUCAGAGUCCGGCGCAUCAGACAGCUGUUCCUCAAGCGGCCAGCGGGGGUCCGGGGGAUUCGGACAGCGAGGGGCCACGCCGCAUGGAGUUUGCCGAUUGCACCAUCAAGACAUUAGACAAGAAGUUGAGAAAUUUGUUGUAUCAGGAGCACACUCCCUCCCAGCCGUGCGGUGUCGCCACUGACCCUCAUGCGUCUCCCAUGGAAGUGUCCGGCACCAUGUCUGUCUCGGACAGCCACAGCAGCGAGGGGCCGCUGAUCAAGAAACAGGAGGAGCCCCUGGUUGUCGCUGGUUCUCUAGUUGCUGAUGGGAAUUGUAACAAAGGAGCUGUGACUGUCACUACUGGUUUGCACAACUCAAAUAGCACUUUUCAAAUAAGGCCCACUGCACCAAGUAUCAAUUGUCAGGAAAAAAGCAACAGCCGCAGCACUUUCUCCGGUUAUUCUCAAGGGUCAUACGGUCCGAAUAGAAAAAACAAUGGCUGCAUUCCUGGGGGCACGUUGCCAGCUGAUUGUGAGAGUACAAGCGUAUCCAGACCUUGUUGCAGUAACCGCUUCUCUGCACCGCCAAACUUCUACCAGGCAACACCCACGUCUAGCCCAGAUGUCACACCUCACCAUUUGCCCCGCGCCGUAACCAUCGGUGCCUCGGCUGGUCAUCCCUACCGGCACUCGUCACCCCUCCGCUCAGACUCUGCGGAUGAGGAUAGCGGCGGCAAGGCUCUCCGGGCUGCCCGUCCCGAUGCUGUAGCUCAUGCGCCGUCCGAGCAUGGUGGAGGCCACCUUGUCAAGAGGGCUGUGGCCUUUCUGAAGCGAUCCGGUCGGAGUAAAAGUGAGCAGAGUUCAGAUUCGCCAAGCCAGCGGCCAUUGGAGAUGAACGGCCAUGCUCCUUCACCUUCAAUGGGACACACGCCAUCUUCUUACAUCAGCAGUGACAAUGACUCUGAAUUUGAGGAUGCAGACAUGAGGAAAGAGCUCCAGAAGCUGAGAGAAAAGCACAUGAAGGAGAUUUCAGAGUUACAGGCCUUCCAGAGGAGUGAAAUUGAACGUCUGUACCGAGAAGUGGGAAAAUCUUUGCCCCCCAACGUAGGCCUACUACACGCUGCCCCGCCCAGUGGUCGCCGACGGAGGGCAAGUAAACACAAAGUCAAAGCUGGAAAAUUGCUCAAUCCGAUGGUGCAGCAGCUCAAAAGUAAUCUUAACACCACCACAGUGGAGAGAAAAGGUGAGAGUUCUGGCAGUUCAUCAGGAUCCCCCGCUAAAAGUUCGGCUAUGUCCGACUGCUCGACCCGCUUCAGUGGUAGCUCCAGCUCCAACAAUCAGAGUUGCGCAACCCCAGAGCAGGUCCACACCCAACAACCAUGUUCCUUAAAAGGCUCUUUCUCCUCGGAUAACAUCUACGCUGGCCAGCACAACGACGGGUUGAACAACUUGACAAGCCGAGGCUGGACGGUUUACCACCAAACUUCAGAGAGAGUCACCUAUAAAUCUAGUAGCAAACCACGCACUAGAUUCCUCAGUGGACCUGUGUCUCUGUCCAUCUGGUCCACUCUGAAACGACUAUGUCUAGGCAAAGAGCACAGUAGUAGGUCAUCUUUGCACACCGCAACAGUUCCACCGCAGCCGUCCCCCGCCGCAGCUACACCGUCUCCUCAGCCAAUUGGUCGACUUGCUCGGGUUCAGAACAACAACAGUAACAAUAAGAAAAGCACGUUUACCGAGGACCUGCACAAGUUGGUGGACGACUGGGCAAAGGAAACUAAGGCAUCGACCGGCCAUCAGCCGCCACCGUCCUUGAACCAAAUCAAAGAACAGAAGCGCUUGCAGGACCUGGAAAACAAAGUUCAAUCCCCGCAACCGACCGCACAAAAGGAAUGCACAAGUGUCUUGUCUGUCCCUUUCAUAUUUAAGAUGAACUCUGUCUGGCCGCCUCUGUCCCUCCCCCAGCAACCGAGUCUGCCAAGCAGCCAAGGUCCCGACUUUCCUCUUGCGGUGCCCCCCGGAUAUCUUUUGCCUGCGGGCCCCUACGCAGGGACAGCUACCACCCAGCGGUGCCCCGGCCUUCCGAGCGCCUUUCCCGGUGUGGCCAAAGCUGGAGUCCAAGCCCACGAGACCGAGAGAGGCCCCUGCUUAAACUCCGCUAGGACUUCCUAAUUCGGAAGAUUAUUUUGUGCUUCUUGUGAGCUUGAAGGCAAGCUCGAUGUUCUUCAAACCAAACCUCUUCGCGCGUGUGUGCAUGUCACGUGUGAAGAAUGAAGACUUCAUGCUUUGUGACAAAAUGUACUCAUUUAUCUUCAUCUGUGCACUUUACAUUUAAUUGGGUACACUUAAGACACCACAUUGGAAUUCAGUUUCAGAAACAAUACAGUAUUAACGUCGACGGAAUGUAGUGCCUUGAAUCUUCAACUUUUUCAUGCAAGUCGUCUUCACUUUUAUUUAUUUUGCUGGGUGAUUUUUUUUUAUUUAACGCAGUAGGCACUUUUUCCCUCCCCAAUGAAUUUCAUUGUAGCACACGGCAAAUACUCCUGUUCAGAUGAUUAAAUUACAUUUGAAGCUGCUUCUUUUAAACGUUCUUCCCUUCGUGACAGUAUUACCUUGUAAUCAAAUGAUAGUGCUGCUGCCUUGUAAAAGGAAAACCAGUUAGUGAUGAAGAAAGGAAAUAAUACAACGCCAGCAGAUGAGGGCCCGUCUUUUAGGCCAAAUGGUAUUAUCGGACCCAUUUUCCCAAAUAAUGUGCAACAUGACGCGAUACACAAAAGCAUAACAUUUGGCCGUAAUGGAAUGUCAUGGCCAGAACGGCCAAAAAAGAUGGAUGCGGCUCUGAGGCUGGUUUAUGGUGAGAAUUUGGCAGUUAACUCAUAUUCACUGCCAUCGAGGGGCAAUAGAUGUUCAGAAUACAGUGACACUUCACUACCAGCCCCUCCUAGUUCAAAUUGAUUGGAGAUCAUUGCCAUCAGUGGCACUGAAAGAUGAUCUUGCACUACCAGUCUUCUCGGUUUAAAUAAGAGUCAAUGAGGCUGGAGGCAUUUAAGUGCAAUUUAAUCAAAGCAUGGCACCACGUUGAUGUUGUGUGCAAAUACCAGUUCAAUACAAGCUUGGUUGUGUGAAAUUGUAUUGAAUGAAUCAGAUGGUACCAAAUAGAAAAAGUGCUGUUGCCUUUUUGUGUGAUAUCAAACAUUUAAAAAAAUUUUUUUGUCAUCUAUUGCAAAUGAGUUGGUUGCUGUGGGAGAUUUGCACAAAAAUAUAGACUCCCAUUCUUGUACUUUAUGUUCAAGUUUCGUGGGUACUCUACUGUACUUUUCUUCAGAAUCACAUUUUUCCCCCACAAAAGUUAAGUUGUUGUGGGCUGAUGCCACCACAAAACAUUUAAACGCUUUCAGGACACACAUCUUUCCAAGCUGUGAAAUGUACAGAUCGCUGUAGUGUAAAUUUUGUUCACUUAUAUGUGCGCAUUGUGGAGAGGUUGCUUUUGAUGUAUAUUAGCUAUCAAUUCGCUUUGAAUUGGACUUUUGUAGUACUUUAUGCAAAAUCCUCUUCUUUGGGGAAAUACUUGCAGUUGUAAGAGAUUUCUGUUCUCUGGCAUUUCUAUUUGGCCUUUUUGUUUUUGAUUGUUGUGAUCAGAAGACGGCUACGAAUUUAGAUGGUGGCAAGAUCAAAAGGCUAUCGUUUGCCCUCCCUGCAUGUCUCCGGACAACAAACGUUCCCAUUCACAAUUUGCUCCCAUUGUGCUGGGAUAAGGGGCGUUACUCGGGCCUGUCACACUGCAUCACUCACCCUACCUGCUGCACUGUUUGACCUUGUUGAGAAAUAAAUAUUUUCAGUCUGAUUGUGUCUGAUUUUCCUUUGAAUUGAUUGUUAGUCAAUAAUUCUCAUAUUCCUAGCACUGUAUUUUUUUUUUUUAGAUAAACUUGAAUUUAAUCUUUUAAAAACUUUUUAUGAAAAUCACAGUACUGCCAGGACAUACCACAUGUCAAAACCC